AUGGCGCCAUGCUGGAUCCUGCAUUGCCACUAUCUUGUACCGUUCUUGAGGUCCAGCGCCAUGGCCGCUGCAGUGAGGUGCUUUCUCAUGGUUGCUGUCGGGUUGGCCCCGCUGUUAGCCGGCGCUGCAGGCGGCAAGCUGUCGACGAGGUUCUACGACAGCAAGUGCCCGAGCCUGCAGAGCGUUGUGCGGUCCGCGACGGCGCAGGCCGUGGCGGCCGAGCCACGGAUGGGCGCGUCCAUCCUCCGCUUGUUCUUCCACGACUGCUUCGUCAAUGGCUGCGACGCGUCGAUCUUGCUCGACGACACUGCGAGCUUCACCGGCGAGAAGAACGCCGGGCCGAACGCCAACUCGGUGCGCGGGUACGACGUCAUCGACGCCAUCAAGGCCCAAGUCGAGGCGUCCUGCAGCGGUGUCGUCUCCUGCGCCGACAUCGUCGCCCUGGCUGCACGGGACAGCGUCAACCUGCUCGGGGGCCCGACGUGGACGGUGCAGCUCGGCCGCCGCGACGCACUGAACGCAAGCCAGAGCGCGGCGAACUCCAACCUCCCGGGGCCGGGUUCCAGCCUUGCCACCCUCAUCACCAUGUUCGGCAACAAGGGGCUGUCGCCACGGGACAUGACGGCGCUGUCCGGCGCGCACACCAUCGGGCACGCCCGGUGCACCACAUUCCACGACCGCAUCUACAACGAUGCCAACAUCAAUGCCUCGUUCGCGGCGCUCCGGCAGCAGACGUGCCCGCAGUCAUCCGGGCAACAUCUACAACGAUGCCAACAUCAAUGCAAGAAGGUCAACUAA
This is a messenger RNA of Triticum aestivum (bread wheat), 798 nucleotides long. Its product is annotated as peroxidase 4-like. The transcript is spliced from 4 exons. Gene Ontology annotation, molecular function: heme binding; peroxidase activity. Bases 1 to 798 code for a protein of 265 amino acids. The record is from RefSeq and is a predicted model, not a curated record. Lineage: Eukaryota; Viridiplantae; Streptophyta; Magnoliopsida; Poales; Poaceae. Gene Ontology annotation, biological process: hydrogen peroxide catabolic process; response to oxidative stress.